AUGGAUAUCCGUAAUCCCCCUUUGUCUCUCCCCUUCCUAGUAUCAACCUUAAUGACUAUCAUAAUAAAUCUGCAGAUUUUGCCCUGUUUUUCCACCACUUCCUUCGUGUUCGGUGACUCCUUGGUCGAUGCCGGCAACAACAACUACUUGGUUUCCCUCUCCAGAGCAGACUUCCCUCCCAACGGCAUCGAUUUCCCUCCCAACGGCCGCCCCACCGGACGAUUCACCAAUGGCCGAACCAUUGCCGACAUCGUUGGUGAAGGACUUGGAGUGAAGCCGUUUCCUCCACCGUAUUUCGCUCCUAAUGCAGAACCCAAUGCUGUUCAGAGUGGACUUAAUUAUGCCUCGGGGGCUUCCGGCAUUUUGGAUGAAACAGGCAGUUUGUUUAUUGGUAGGGUUCCAUUGAGGCAGCAAAUCAGCAAUUUUGAGCAAAGUAGAAGACACAUGGUGAAGGUGAUGGGAGAAAGAAACACAAGCAAGUUCUUGAAAGAAGCAAUCUUCUCCGUCACAAUUGGCGCCAAUGAUGUGCUCAAUUAUAUCCAACCAUUAAUUCAUAUUCCCUUCUUGCAUGAUCAUCCCACCGUCUCCCCAUCCAUAUUCCAAGACUUUCUAAUCUCUAACUUGACCACGCACCUUAAGCGAUUGCAUGGACUAGGAGGGAGAAAAUUUGUCAUAGUGGAUAUUGGACCUCUUGGAUGCAUACCAUUUGUUCGUGCCAUAAAAUUUGUACCCAAAGGAAAAUGUUCUGUGGAAGUGAACACACUAAUUAGGGGAUACAAUUCCAAACUAAAGGCAGAGAUUCAUCGCUUGAACAGAGAAAUAGGACCCAAAGCAAUCUUCGUUUAUGCAAAUACAUACGAUGCUUUCAGACAUAUCAUUUUAAACUAUCGUUACUUUGGAUUUGAGAAUAAUGAUGAUCCAUGUUGUGGAGGAUACGUUCCUCCAUUCCUAUGCCGACUAGGGAACAACGAAAACGUGAGCUCUGUUAUGUGCAAUGAACGAGGAAAGUAUGUGUUUUGGGACGCUUAUCACCCUUCAGAGGCUACAAAUCUAAUACUAUCUGAGAAACUACUGAACGGUGAUAUAACAGUAGCUUGGCCUAUGAAUCUUAGUCAACUUCAUCAUUAUAAGUUGUAG
Molecule: messenger RNA, 1137 nt
Organism: Ipomoea triloba (trilobed morning glory)
Lineage: Eukaryota; Viridiplantae; Streptophyta; Magnoliopsida; Solanales; Convolvulaceae
Product: GDSL esterase/lipase At5g41890
Exons: 5
Coding region: 1-1137 (378 amino acids)
Molecular function (GO): hydrolase activity, acting on ester bonds
Source: RefSeq, a predicted model, not a curated record